UGAUGGUCUAUAUAAAAAGAAGAUAUCAUUGAUAUCUAAAUGGAAUAUAUUGCGAGUCUUUAUCUAUCAGACUAUCACUAACCGAAUAUGUGGAUGAGAUAAUAUUCUUAUAUAUGUACUAUGAACUAAAUUUGUUUCCCCUCUAAGGAUGUCUUAUUUAGUUAUUUGAAUUCAAAGUUAAGGAAGGAAUAAAGAAGCAGCCUAUGAAAGAUAGAAGAAGAAGAAGACAAUCUACAAACUCCUCUGCAUACUUUUCAUAUGUUUUAAAGUCUUAAAGGUAAUAGUUGUGACUAGUAUGACUACAAAUAAGUGAAUAAUGGAACUUAUGAUCGACGUACACGCUAAAAAUAACUGAACCGUACAUCUACUAUUAAUCAAAUUCAACUAUCCUUUGGUCUGCCGUAAAAAUAACAUAAACAUCCACUAAUCUUAUGGUCACAAAUUAAGUCGAGUGCAUGCACUUAAACUUAUUCGGGUAAAUCCCAAACAUUAGUAGUCUUAUUCAAUAAAACCCCUUAUUAUCACGGAUCAUACAUAAAUAAAACCAUCAUCGAGAUGGAAUAUUGAUCUUGAAGAAAAAGAAAAACCAAAGUCAAAGGAAACGACAGCUUCCUAGUAAUAACUAUUUGAAAGGAAAUUAAGACCAAACUCCAACCUUCAUCACAUUAUGUUGGAUAAGCUUGGCAUCUAUAUAAUAUAUUCCUUUUACUUCUUCUGUCCAUGUGCCCUUUCCUUUUGUUUUUAUUCAUACCACGGCACCGUCUAAAUGCUACACUAAAUAGUCACCUAAUUCUUUUGUUUUAUCGUUCGCACACUAAUGACUAUUUCUUUGCGUUUUAAAUAUUAGUUAUUACCAUACGACGCAGGGAGAAAAGGAAAAUAAUACAGUAGUAGUUUAGGAUACAUUCGCCAAACAAGCAAACGCAUCUCUCAAACACUGGUGGCUCCACUCUUUUUAGUAACAAAUCCUGAUCUUUUGAGCUUAUAAAUAUAUAGUCUUUACACUUUUGUAAAGACAUGUUUGAUAAAUUGAAAAAAGCCGAAGAGAGAGUUUACUCAAUUUAUUUAAUUAAUGUUCAAGUUUCGAAUCAACGAUACACGGACACCAGAAUUACUUUUUUCCUUGAUCUUUACAGAAUCUAAGCCUUUUGGCUUUCAAAUUUCUAGGCCCGUUCCGUCACUUCGCAAGUAAAGAAUUCCGCAUUGUUUUGCUUGUUUUCAUGUUUAGCUAUACAUAUGGUUAGAUUAGUUCAAAUAUGAUACCACUGAAUUGAUAUAUAUACAAUAUAUAUCAAAGGGUGAUUUAUGUUCGGUUAAUAAACUUUUUUUUUGUAACAAUGUUCGGUUAAUGAACAUGUUAAUGUUAGAUGUACAUAUAGAACUAUAUUUUUAUGUAAACUUAUAUAGCUUCAUGUAACUGGUAUAUAUGAUGAUUCAAAACAUCAACUGCAUGAUUGGUUGGUUGAUUGUGUAAUUAUACUGUACAUUCCUAACUAUUAUUAUAUUCAACAAUUAACUUUGUUUUGAUAAAAAAAAAUUAUAGCUUGUAAACUUUGCAAUUGUGGUUUUAAGAAGAAAAAAAGUUUAUGGUCAAAAAUAUAGAACUAAAGUUUUAGUGGGAUCUGCUCGAAUUAAGUGACAACGAAAACGCAUUAUUGACUUUCAAAACUUUGUAACUGCAUAGAUUUUAUACAUAUGUCAAUAAUACAGCCUUAUUUUGAUAUCGCAUAUAUCAACCAAAUCAAACUUUUAUAUAAUUAUUAUGACUACAAAUAUAUUAGUUGACAAAAAUUGUGUGUAACAUGUUACCUUUUUUAUAAUUUGACUUUCUUAAAGUCGAAUAACGAAAUGGUUGUUCUAAUAUAAAAAUGUAGAACUGAGGGUUUCAGUGGGAUAUGCUCAUAAGUGACAACCCAUAACGCAUUAUUGACUUUCAAAAUUAUGUAACUGCAAAAAAUUUAUAAUCAUGUCAAUCCAACCUUAUCGCAAAUAUCAUCUAACCAAACUGUUUGAUAUUUAUAAAAUAUCUAUUUAUACGUUGACAAAAAAUGUAUGUAAUAUGUUACAAAUCAUAUUUAUAAUUUGACUUUCUUAAAAUAAAACAACUAAAAAUGCUAUAAUAUGCCUAAACCAAACAUUCUUAUAGCUAGAAUAUGCUUAUAAUAUUUGGUUUAGGCAUAUUAUAGCAAAGUAUAUCCGCUACUUAAUAUUUUUGUAAACAAUCAGAAGAAUAAUUGCGAUAAUAUGCCUAAACAAGACAUUAUGAUGAAAAAGCUUCCUACAGUAUAGAUUAAAGUUUAUCCACGCCUUGAAGCCAAAAAUAAAAUGCUUAAUCCAUAAAUUAAUCUAUUUUAUCUAAAAAUAAUAAACAACAAAAAUUUACCGAAAAAAAUAUUCAAAUAGUUAAAGAAAAAAAAGAGACCGCGUCUCACGUUGACUUUCAAAAUCCCCGCGCCGGUAUAAUUCCACACGCCUUUUCUUCCUUCCCUAUCCAUUAACUUCUCUAUAUAUAUACUUCUCGUAAACCUUCUCUACUCAUCAAAACAAAUUUUAGAAUAUAUUUUUUUAAAUAACAAUAAUCAAAACAGAGAGAAGAAAAAAAAAUGGUUGAUACAGAUUGCAAGAGGAAGCUGGUGUCACCGGACUUACCUACCAAGCUCCACGUCACCAUCCCUUCGCCGUUCAAGCUCCCCGUCUCAUCCCCCAUCUCCUGCUCCGCUCCUUCCUCUUGCUCCGCCUACGAGCUCUACCUCCGUCUCCCCGAGCUCAGAAACCUCUGGUCAUCACGUGACUUCCCUCGCUGGUCGCAUGAGCCUAUCCUCAAACCGUCUCUCCAAGGUUUAGAGAUCACUUUCAGAUUGGUCUUAGCCGUUUGUUCCGACAAUAGACCGUACAUCAACCACCGCGAAUGGAACCGACGGUUGGAUUCGAUCCUCACGUGUCAGAUCAAACUCAUAUCAUCCAUCUCCGAAGAAGAUGAAGCAGCUCCUGUCGGGAAUGAACGAAGCACUCUCAGCUUGCUACCACAGCUAGCCACGUGGCGUAAGUCAGAAGCCUUUGGGAAGAAGAUCUUAUCCACGAUCGAUAAGGAGAUGAGGUUCUCUAAGUACACGCUCGGUCUCGGUGAACAGAACAUCUCCGGGAAACCUAAUCUCCAAUACGACGCCGUUUGCAGACCGAACGAGUUAUACAGCCUCAGGAAUAAUCCUUACGCGGAUCAUAUCGAUAACAACGAGAACGAAACGUUAUACAUCCUUCACCAAAUCAUAGAGUCAUGGCUCCACGUGUCUUCAAACCUCUUGAAACGUAUCAACACGAGUAUUGAUAAAGGGAGGUUCGGUGAAGCGUCGAGAGACGUCUACUUGGUGGAGAGUAUAUGGAAGCUUCUUAUUGAGGUAGAAGAUCUUCACCUCCUGAUGGAUCCUGAAGACUUUCUUAAACUCAAGAAGCAGUUGCAUAUCAAGACGGCCGGUAAAAACGACGCGUUUUGUUUCAGGUCGAGAGGUUUGGUGGAGGUCAUGAAGAUGUCUAAAGGUUUGAGGGAGAAGGUGCCGUUUGUGUUGGGCGUUGAGGUGGAUCCCACGGGAGGACCGAGGCUGCAAGAGGCGGCGAUGAGGCUUUACGCGAGGAAGGGAGAGGAGUGCGAUAAGAUUCAUUUGCUUCAAGGGAUGCAAGGUGUGGAAGCUGCGGCGAAGAGGUUCUUCUUCGCGUAUAAGCAGGUGGUUGCGGCGGUGAUGGGGAGCGCGGAGAUGAACACGGAGUGUGACUCGGUGAGGCAGAUAUUCAUGGAGCCGACUUAUUUCCCGAGUCUUGACGCGGCGAAGACGUUCUUGGGAGAGUUCUGGAGCCACGUUGGGUGAUGAAAGAAAGGAGGAACAUAACAAUUCUUUUAAAUACCGCUUUUUAUUUUUAUAUAAAUUGGUGAUUAGAUGUAACUUCAUGAAAUUUUGGAAUAUUUGAAUACAAUUCAUUUUAUACGAUC
Brassica rapa (field mustard) is the source of this 3982-nucleotide messenger RNA. Its product is annotated as nematode resistance protein-like HSPRO2. Gene Ontology annotation, biological process: defense response. Gene Ontology annotation, molecular function: heme binding; metal ion binding. Lineage: Eukaryota; Viridiplantae; Streptophyta; Magnoliopsida; Brassicales; Brassicaceae. The record is from RefSeq and is a predicted model, not a curated record.